Osmia bicornis bicornis is the source of this 1523-nucleotide messenger RNA. Its product is annotated as abasic site processing protein HMCES. The transcript has 6 exons. Bases 118 to 1071 code for a protein of 317 amino acids. Gene Ontology annotation, biological process: DNA damage response. Lineage: Eukaryota; Metazoa; Arthropoda; Insecta; Hymenoptera; Megachilidae. Gene Ontology annotation, molecular function: single-stranded DNA binding. The record is from RefSeq and is a predicted model, not a curated record.
CCCUACGGUCGACCUAACUUCAUCUUGGGGUGUCUGGGACCCCCUAAAUCAUGACCCCUAGAAAAAAACGCAUGUCCAGUCUUUUAUAUCUGUAGUCAUUGCUGUGGCGCGAGAAACAUGUGUGGUCGAACUGCUUGUUCCCUGAAUCCAGACACUUUGAGUCGUGCAUGCGGCUAUAAAGACGCAACUGGCAAACAGCCCAUAACCUCCUGGGCCAAGAACGACGUUCAGUAUACUCCUUCCUGUAACAUCGGUCCAAAAGAUGUUCUUCCGUGUCUCGUAGCAGGCUCGCAUGUCAAUCUGGAAGACGAAAGAGCCCUAUGCGCUAUGUUUUGGAGUAUGAUUCCGCCUUGGCACGAGGGCGACUAUAGGAAGUUUAAUUUAUCAACGCAUAACGCGCGGCUGGAGAACAUCAAAACUUCUACAUUGUAUGGCCCACCUCUUCGCAACGGACAAAGAUGUGUUGUAGUAUGCGAAGGAUACUAUGAAUGGAAGGCUGGAAAGACAAAGAAAGAUCCUAAGCAACCGUAUUACAUUUAUGCUACUCAGAAGGAAGGUGUGAGGGCAGAUGAUCCCACAACAUGGAAAGAUGAAUGGUCAGAAGAGUUGGGUUGGCAGGGAUUUAAAAUGCUCAAAAUGGCAGGGCUAUUCAGUGUAUUUAAAACUGGAGAUGGUAAAACAAUACACAGUUGUACAGUAAUUACAACAAAUUCAAACGAUGUUAUGUCUGGGCUACACGGUCGUGUGCCUGUGUUUCUAACCACAGAAGAAGAUAUACAGACUUGGCUCAAUGAAGAUUUAUCAGCAGUUGAAGCUGUUGACAAAUUAAACAAAUUAACGUUAUCGCCCGGCGAUUUAACUUGGCAUACAGUCUCCACUCUUGUAAACAAUGUAUUAUGUAAAAGUGACAAUUGCAGAAGAGAGACAAAGCCUUUAGAAGAGAAAAAAACCAACCCUUCUGGUUUUAUGGCUUCCUGGCUGCAAAAGGGGUCUACAGAAUCAGACAAGAGAAAAAGUACCGAAACUGAAGAAACUGACCAAGUUCCUUCAAAAAGUACAAAGAAAACUUGAUUUUCUUUACUGAAACGUUAAACUCAAUGUUAAGGGAAUUUUUUUACUACAAAAGUACAUACAACUAUACGAUAUAUACAUUCCAGACAUUAAUUUCCAAAUAAUUGUAUUUAUUUAUUUAAGUUACGAGGUUUUUAUAUUUUUGUAUUACAUCUUUAUGUCGCAUAUAUAAGUGAUAAUAUUGAAUUUUACUAGAUCUCCAUAUUAUAGACAUAAAAAAUACUAUAAGCAACACAAGUUGCAUAUUCUGUUAACAGUUUUGAGUUAUCUAUCAGUAAUCGUAAAAAGGAAUAAAAUAAUUUCACUGUACCCUUUUUAAACUUAAAAUAAGCUUCUUCAUAAUGAAUACUACUCGACAAGUAGUAAGUCUAAUUAUAGUGGAGUAAUAUGGUGAUGACAUUUGUUUUGAUUCAUGGACAUAGUAGUAAGAAUAAUAAAUUCUAUGUAUAUUA